Coregonus sp. 'balchen' is the source of this 2553-nucleotide messenger RNA. The record is from the annotation of a GenBank genome assembly. NCBI's taxonomy places the organism in Eukaryota, Metazoa, Chordata, Actinopteri, Salmoniformes, Salmonidae.
CGAAUCAACAGCACCGCCUCUUCAGCACGUCGCUACAAGCGCAUGCGCAAAUUGGUACCAGUCCAAAGCAGUCAUUGGUCCAAAGCCUUAGCGGGUUGUUUAGCUAACAGGUGAAGCCUUCGUAUUUUUUUUAUUUAUUUAACUUUUCUUAGUGGUUAGAGAUGGCCGCCCGAUAUGAUAGAGCUAUAACAGUAUUUUCCCCUGAUGGACACCUGUUUCAAGUGGAAUAUGCGCAAGAGGCUGUGAAAAAAGGCUCCACUGCGGUGAGUGUUAUUAGCUAGCUAGCUUAACUAGCCACGCUAGUUAGCUAACUUGCUAACGUUAGCUAGCUACUUGAAGUUGCGUUUGGUUUCCAGUCGUAACUACUUCAGUUGCUUUGUGAAUUCGAACUGACAAUGGAUUGUAGCUUUAGCUGUGAAGAAGCAUCUUGCUCAUUUUCAAGCUAGCUAGUUACAUCGUUAGAGGAUAGCUACCCCGUUACUUACACAGCGGGGCCAGCAUGACUUGCAUGUUGUUGCUAACCUGCCAACUAUCCCAGCUAGCUAACGUUGCCAAACAGGUUUCGUUCCAGGUCGUCUUUAUUACAGUCUGGCUGCUCAUCUCAGAAAAAUUAUAACAGAUUUGCUUAAUUUUAUAUGGAGCUAUGCAGACUAAUCAUUCUUGCUAAUGUGUGCAGGUUGGCAUCCGUGGGAAAGACAUUGUCGUUCUGGGUGUUGAGAAAAAGUCUGUCGCUAAACUCCAAGAGGAGAGGACUGUACGCAAGAUCUGUGCACUGGAUGAUCAUGUGUGCAUGGCAUUUGCAGGUAAUUUGAUUAGUUAUCGUUAUCAUUUAGCCUCUGCUGUGGAUUUCAGAUGCAAGGCCUGCUUUUUAUUUUGUGGAAGCGCAGGUGUUUUGUGUUGGUGUUGAAUAACAGGCCUGAAAUGUAUGAUGUUGUGACUGAUAUUGUCUCUCUCCUGACCUUCCAGGUCUGACAGCAGAUGCUCGUAUAGUUAUCAACAGAGCCAGGGUAGAGUGUCAGAGCCACAGGCUCACAGUAGAGGACCCUGUUACGGUGGAGUACAUCACACGCCACAUCGCUACACUCAAACAGGUAGGCUGCACCGAAACACUGGUAUGAACAUGAGUCAUUGCCACACUCAAUCACUCAGCUCAAGUGUUCAUUGGAGCACACUGUAGUGAAACACUUUCCAACAGAAAAUAAAAAUGACUUUCUUAUUGGUAGUGUCCAGGUAGUGGUAGUCAUCCCUGUUUCAGUUUUCUUCCAUUUGGUGACAAAUGAACAUGACCAAGGCAUUUUCUCACACAGUCAAACCCCUUGAUUAAGAAUGUAUCUCUCUCUUAACACGCCUCCAGCGCUACACACAGAGUAACGGACGAAGACCCUUCGGUAUCUCUGCUCUAAUCGUGGGCUUCGACUACGACGGAACGCCACGGCUAUACCAAACCGACCCGUCUGGAACAUACCAUGCCUGGAAGGUGUGUGGCAGACAGUGGCCUCAUAUCUGGCUUUAUGAGUAGAAAGCAGAACACACAUGCCCACACUAAUACUGGCUUUAUUUAACCUAUUUUUUUUGUUGUUGUAAGAAAUGGUGUUGUAAAUUGCCUUGGAUUUGUGGUUUAAAUCAGUCAAACUAUUUUGUAAGGUUACUUGAUUUGUUGUUGGUAACCUCUCCAUCUACUCUUCUGCAGGCUAAUGCCAUCGGUCGCAGUGCAAAGACUGUCCGGGAGUUUCUGGAGAAGAACUACACAGACGAGUCCAUCGCCACUGACAACGAGGCUAUAAAGCUGGCCAUCAAAGCCCUGUUGGAGGUAGGCUAGUGCAAACACCAGCACUUGCCUGAUCCACACUAUAUGGCCAAGGCGAGCUGUACUGGGCUGGCCUGAUUACGCAUCCACUAUAGUUGCUGGAAAGGACAAUGUGAAACGAAAAUAUCUGCGCCGGCACAAUAUGGUUUGGGUCGGUCCUAUAGUGUGAAUCGUGCAACUAAGUCACUAAUGGUGGUUGAUGGUAAUGAACAACAGCAUGCUAACCUCCUGACCCUAUCCUCACAGGUCGUCCAGUCAGGAGGAAAGAACAUUGAGCUGGCUGUGAUCAGGAGAAAUCAGCCACUGAAGGUACACACACUAAUAGCUCAACAGCAGUUAACUGACUUAUUCUCUGGAUGGAUGUCUUUUGAAAUCAUUUCCUGUUUUGUACAUCUUUCUCUCUCAGCUUUUGGAGUCUAAAGAAAUUGAAACCCUUGUGGCUGAAAUCGAGAAGGAGAAAGAAGAGGAGGCAGAGAAGAAGAAGCAGAAGAAAUCAACAUAAAUCAAACUGGUCUUUCACAUCACCUGUUUUCACUUUGUGUGAGGAUAGGAUACGUUUCAAUUCAGGGUGAAUGCAUUCAAUACACCCUGUAUCCAACAACACACACUCCUGUCUUCACUUCUUUCGUUCUGUAGCGUGGUUACAUUAGCUACGACCAUUUUGUUCACUGUUAUGUUAGCACAUUACGCUGACCCUGAAGCAUUUGACUCCACAAAUAAUGCGGUUUAUAAAUGUAAUAUUGAAU